Molecule: messenger RNA, 1591 nt
Organism: Exophiala xenobiotica
Lineage: Eukaryota; Fungi; Ascomycota; Eurotiomycetes; Chaetothyriales; Herpotrichiellaceae
Exons: 1
Coding region: 620-1450 (276 amino acids)
Molecular function (GO): iron ion binding; oxidoreductase activity, acting on paired donors, with incorporation or reduction of molecular oxygen; monooxygenase activity
Source: RefSeq, a predicted model, not a curated record
GGCUCGAAGAGAACUGCCUCGAGGCUUCCAUCCUCAGCAGCUGAUGUGCUACAUCGGACACAAAUACGACAUGCCGAGUGUAUUCUAUCUUGAUCUCUGGCCCAUCAGCACUCCUUUCAUGAUGGUCCAUGAUCCGGGCGUAGCACACCAGAUGACCCAAGCAAAAGUCUUACCUAAACACCCUAUCAACGGCAGAGUACUAGGACCACUCACAGGACCUCGCUCAAUCAUAACAGCAGAAGGAGGAGAGUGGAAAUUCAUACGGACAAUCAUCAACCCUGCCUUUUCCACUCAAUAUCUGUAUACCAUUCCUUCCUGUUGUACUCAAACAUGUCGGUGUCUUCAAGGACCGCAUCUGUCACUACGCCUCCACUGGGCGAAGUCUUUCCCAUUCAAGAGACUGCAACUGGCUUGACAAUCGAUAUCAUCGGCGAAGUCGUGAUGGGCAUCAACUUCGACUCCCAGCACAAGCCAACAGAACUGACAACGCGAUUUCAGAAGACAGUCCUUGGCACUGCUUCCAGCAUGGAUGGUAUUACCUUGCACCUCAACCGCAUCACCAGAUGGUGGCAUUGCAGACAGCAAGACCGCGUAAUCGAGAAAAUGGUUCGUGAAAGGUAUGCUGAAACGAGGUCCACAAAACCACCCUGUCAAAGCAGCGAUCGACUUGUUCUUGCAAGCAUACCUCGAUGAAAAAUUCGGCGCCACAAACACCGCCUCAUCAGAGCUCGUCCCUGAUUUCAUGUCGUUAGCAGUCGACAACGUCAAGUCGCUCCUUCUAGGUGGUCAUGACACGACGGCCAGCGCGAUAGCGUAUAUAAUUGCCUUGCUCAGCGAGCCAGAAAACAAAGACGCAUUCGAACGUGUUCGAAUGAAACAUGACAGCGUCUUUGGCCCCAAUCCACAAGAGGCGGCGGAGAAGCUCAUGACCGAUCAUCCCAAACUCCGCAACACCCUCCCCCUGACAACUGCCGCGAUCAAAGAAGCAAUGCGCUUGUUCCCACCGGCAUUGUCAAGUCGGACGACCACGCCCGGCCAUCCUCUUCGGUUUGUGACUUUCAACGGCCGGACCCUCCCAAUCGCCGGUCAGCAGAUCUUAAUCUCGCACUACGAUAUGGGACAGCGAGAAGAUCUGUGGCCGGAGCCUCCGAAGUUCAAUCUCGAUCGAUACUCGCCUGGCGUUCCACAGGUUAAGCAUGCGUGGCGGUCAUUUGAGAAAGGGCCGAGAGGAUGUGCCGGGUUGGAAUUGGCCAAGAUGGAGAUGAGGAUCGUGCAUGUCCUGCUGGCCAGGGAGCUUGACGUCGAACUUGCCUUCCCGGAUGACGCCCCGAGGGCACCGUCUGGGCAUGGUGUCGCCGGAGGGAGGGGUUAUCAGAUCAUUGAGUUUGCGGCGAAGCCGGUUGGACAUAUGCCUAUGCCGGUGAGGCGGAGGGAGAAGGCGAACAUAUAAUUCUGGAGAUUUCAGGAAAAGGUCUCAAUCCUUUGCAUUAGGGAGGUAUCUUGUCGUAGCGUUUCCGCGUAUGCGGCGUGCCCCGAUUGAUUUAAUAUCAUUUCCUAUGGUCGUUGCAAUCUAUGCUACGACAUUCUCGUG